Molecule: messenger RNA, 181 nt
Organism: Myzus persicae (green peach aphid)
Lineage: Eukaryota; Metazoa; Arthropoda; Insecta; Hemiptera; Aphididae
Product: syntaxin-binding protein 2-like
Exons: 2
Source: RefSeq, a predicted model, not a curated record
AUGGGACUAAAGGAGAUUGUCAAACAUCAUAUAAUGGUAAAUGCCAUACAACACAGUUGUGCGAAACCCAAAAAUUCAGUCAGAAGAUUUAACUGGAGCGUUCUAGUGCUCGACGAAGUUGGAUCGCGGAUUAUAUCAUCUUGCUGUAGUAUGUCAGACAUGUGCAGUAAUGGAAUUGCUC